AUGUACGUUCUUGCUGCAUAUAUUUCACCAAUGAAUACCAGAAACGCAAUGCGAUUGCGAGUUGUCCGGGUGUAUGACAUCCUAGAGAGGAGGUCAUCUUCCAUACUGAAAUCGAAGGAAGUUGUCUUCCAUGACCAACAGGGAACAUUCUUGCAUGGACAUAUACCUAAAGAGAUUGUUGAUAAAUUCCGUACGACAUUUAAGGAAGGCAGUGUUUAUGGGGUUAAGAACUUUGUUGUAAUCACCAAUUUCUACUCUUUCAAAAUCAGUCCUCACAAAUUCAUGAUAAAGUUUAACUAUCAGACAGUCAUCAAAGAGUUCAGAGAGAUACAUGCUCCACAAGAUAAGAUUAUCAAUGACAAAAACUCGAGGUUGAUUGAGUUUGUAAUUGAAGACUCUGAGGGUAUUCAAUUGAGUUGUACAGUUUGGGAUGACCACGUAAACAAGGUUGAGACAUUCUUCAAUUCUGCUAUUGAAGAGCCAUUGUUGGUUCUAAUACAGUUCUGUAGAGCUAGAGUCUGUUUGAGAAGUGGUGAUGUGAAAAUCUGUUCAUCCUAUGAUGUUACACAGCUACUCUUUAAUCAAGAAAUCUUAGAGUUUAUGCAAUUUAAGGAAAUGUAUUUCCUAAGCUAA
Molecule: messenger RNA, 633 nt
Organism: Ipomoea nil (Japanese morning glory)
Lineage: Eukaryota; Viridiplantae; Streptophyta; Magnoliopsida; Solanales; Convolvulaceae
Exons: 5
Coding region: 1-633 (210 amino acids)
Source: RefSeq, a predicted model, not a curated record